GUCACAUUGUCGUGUAUCGAUUCGGAGCUGAGGAAUUUUUCCAAAUAGUUUUUAAAGCGCAAAAAUGAUUAAUUUUAAUUUUAAUUUAACUUAAUGUUUUUAACUGUGUUGACUUGCACUUUAGUGUAAGAUCGGAAGAUACCAUGGAGAUACCUAUACAGGUGGCGGUACGAAUUUACCCGCACAGGGAGCUCAAUGCGCUGGUCGCUCCCGUCGUCCACAAACAGGAGGAGGUGGUGGAUAAGGAAGACGCGGAGCACCCCAAGGACACUGGGGAGAAGGCAGAGGUAGGUGCAGGCGACGAAAAGUCUUCCCAGAUCGCAGACAAAAAUGGAAACGCGGAGGUGGAAACUCAAAGCAAGCUUCAGCCACAGACAGACGCCAAUGGCAAUGACAAUGGAAAUGCCCCUGAUCGCGAAUCUGGAUACUGCGUCCAGGCCAUUCCCAUCAGUGCCUCCGCCUUGGGGCUGCCUAGCGCUCUACCGGGCGGCGAUCCCAUGGACAACAUUGCCGCCGGGCUCAUCCAGGUGGGGCCCCACAAUGUUCCCGUCACACACGCCUUGGCUAGCAACAGCACCCAAGAACAAGUGUACCACCAGACGGUCUUUCCGCUGAUCGGGCUGUUCCUUGAAGGCUUCGACGCCUCAGUGGUCACAUAUGGCCAAAGCGGUCAGGGCAAAAGCUAUACCUUGUACGGAAACUUAGAAGAAGGCUCCCAGUCAGAGGGAAACGCGGGAGUUGUGCAGCUUUGCGUUCGAGACAUUUUUGCGCACAUCUCGACGCACCCAGAAAGGACCUACGCCAUCAACGUUGGAUUUGUUGAAAUCUGUAAUGGCGAAGUCUGCGACUUGCUUGGCAUGGGAAACGUGCAUUGCACAAACGGCAGUGCUGUCUUCCGCUGGCUGCAGGCGGGGCUUGCCGCCCGUCAGACGUUGCCAGCACACACGCUCUUCACCCUUACAUUGGAGCAGCAGUGGGUGUCCAAGGAGGGGCUGCUCCAGCACCGUCUGUCCACGGCUAGCUUCUGUGAUCUGUGCGGCACAGAACGCAGCGUCGAACCGCCCCCUGGACGUCCUCGAGAUGAAGGCCUGCAUAUGCUGGAGCAGGUGGUGAGCACCCUCACCGAUCCUGGACUGAUGUACGGGGUUAAUGGAAACAUUCCGUAUGGUCAGACAACGCUUACCACCCUUCUGAAAGACUCCUUCGGCGGACGGGCUCAGACCCUGGUGAUUCUGUGCGUGUCCCCACUGGAGGAACACUUGGCAGAGACGCUGGGUAACCUGCAGUUCGCAUUUAAGGUUCAGUGCGUGCGCAAUUAUGUGAUCAUGAAUACCUACUCCGACGAUAACACGCUAAUUGUACGGCCGGCCGAGCCUCUGCCGGUAUCCAAUUCCGCAGCAGGACCAUUAGCGCAGGCGGGGGCCGGCGACCACUUUGGCCUGCAGUUCGCUGCCAGCCAGUGGUCCAAGUUGGUGACCAACGCCGAGGGACUGUUUGCCAAGUUAAUGGACUCGAAGCUGAUCAGCGAUUUGGAAAAGGAGCAGAUUGAAGAGUGGCUGUUCCUCAAGCAGGAGUGUGAAGAGUGCUUGAGCUCAACGGAGGCCAUGCGCCAACAGAAGCAGCUGGUGCCCAUCCAAGAGGCCGAGGAGCCGGAAGACGUUAACUCCGAGGCUGCUAACUCGGAGCCAGCUAACUCGGAUAACGAAAACGACACUGACAAUGAGUCGCAACGUCCUGAUCUGGCCGACAAGCUGGAAGGUCUCAUGGAGGAGUUUCGCAUCAAGACAGACGCCCUCAUUCUAGCCAGACAUGCAGAUUAUUUGUCGAAGCACCCCAAGGCUGUUAUGCACAGCCAAGACCACGACAAUGACGCUCAGCAGCCGGCGGAGAAGGGAGAGGAGCGCAAGGCCAGCAUUGGUGGUCGCCGGAGGAGCAUUCAGCCAGGCGUUAGCCUAAGUACGGCAGAGCUCGCUAUGCUUAAUCGCGUCGCCUCGCAGCAGCCGCCACCUACAAAUGCCGAGAAUAUCGUCGAUCCCCUGGAGAGCUCCUCAGGUGAGGGACUGCGUCAGGCCGCCCUGGCCGCCGCGGCCGCAAACGCUCCCAUUGAGCAGCUGCAGAAAAAGCUACGCAAGCUGGCAGCCGAGAUCGAGGGUCGGCAGCGGCAGCUUCGGGAGAUUGAGCAAACGAUUCAGGUGAAGCGGAAUAUUAUCGCUGAACUGGUAAAGAACAGUGACACGCGCAGCCAUGCCAAGCAGCGGUUUAACAAAAAGCGAGGCAAGCUGGAGGCCGAGUGUGACAAAGCUAAAAAGCAGCUAGGCAAGGCUCUAGUCCAGGGCCGGGAACAAGCGGAUAUUGAACGCUGGACCGCAAUCAUUGCGCACCUUGAGCGCCGGCUGGAGGACCUUAACUCCAUUAAGCACAUCGCCGGCGAAAGUGGCCAGAAGGUUAAGAAGCUGCAGCAAUCGGUCGCUGAGUCACGCAAGCAGGCUGACGACCUGGAGAAAAAACUGCGCAAGGAGGGCAAGUUGCGGGAUCAGCUAGAGUUGGAACUGGCCAAAUUGCGGGAAUCUCGGGAUGCCGGAAAAGCGCUAGUCAAGCCUCAGCCGGACUGCCCCGAGCAGCAAGGUCGACAGCUGAAGGCAGUGCAGGCUCGGAUAACGCACCUGAAUCACAUUCUGCGCGAGAAAUCAGACAACCUCGAGGAGCAACCAGGGCUUGUGCAGCAGGAAAGCCUCCGACACGAGAUCCGCAACCUGCGCAGCACUCGGGACUUGUUGCUGGAGGAGCGCUGCCACCUUGAUAGUAAGCUUAAGCGCGACAAGGUGCUCACCCAGAAGGAGGAGCGCAAACUGCUCGAGUGCGACGAGGCCAUUGAGGCAAUUGAUGCGGCUAUUGAGUUCAAGAACGAGCUGAUCACGGGACACCGCUCCAUCGAUACCAGUGAUCGAAUCCAGCGAGAGAAGGGUGAGCAGAUGUUGAUGGCUCGGCUGAAUCGUCUCUCCCCAGAUGAGAUGCGAACCCUUCUGUACAAAUACUUCACCAAGGUGAUCGAUCUGCGCGAUUCGUCAAGAAAACUGGAACUGCAGCUGGUACAGCUGGAGCGGGAGCGUGAUGCCUGGGAGUGGAAGGAACGUGUUUUGUCCAACGCCGUACGUCAGGCGCGACUUGAGGGCGAGCGGAAUGCCGUUCUCCUGCAGAGGCAGCAUGAGAUGAAGCUUACCUUGAUGCUUAGGCACAUGGCCGAGGAGACGUCCGCCAGCUCGGCCAGCUAUGGGGAGCGAGCAUUAGCCCCGGCUAGGUCAUCCACGCCAGGACAGGCAAGUAGCGAUUUUGACUACGAGUUGGACUUCUACAAGGCAGCCGGCAACAAUCCUGCCAAGGCGCUGGUCAAGGCCCCCAAGCCGUUGCCCACCGGUUCGGCGCUAGACAAGUUCAAGGAUAAAGAACAGCGCAGUGGACGCAACAUCUUUGCCAAGUUCCAGGUGCUCACCAGGUAUGCCGCGGCUGCUGCAGCCGGUUCCUCCGGCUCUACGGCUGAAGAGUCUACGGCUUUGAUUGAAUCAAGCACCACGGCAACGGCCACAACCACAACCACAACGGCUACUACUACAGGGGCGGUGGGAAAGAUCAAGGAUAAGGCUUUAGUCAGCUUCAGGCCUGAGCAGUUAAAGCGCCUGAUGCCGCCACCAUCAGCCACAAAAGUGACGCGUCAGAAGAACAAGAUCAUUAUCCAGGACGCGAGUCGCCGUAAUUAAAUACGAAUUUAAUCAUUUCCAGGAAGAAGCAAUAGGAUUAUGCAUUUUUUGAGCCCUAGCCACCAAAAUAACACGCGAUUUUUUUUAAUAUUUUCGUUUACUUAUUAUUUGUGUAAACUAUAGUAAUCAUUAGGAACUUAAUUUAAUUCAAAAACUUAUUUUUUGUUAUAUCCCAAAUUGAAGUUUAUCCAUAU
Messenger RNA from Drosophila serrata, 3949 nucleotides. It is a transcript of the gene cos, whose product is annotated as kinesin-like protein costa. The record is from RefSeq and is a predicted model, not a curated record. Gene Ontology annotation, cellular component: microtubule associated complex. NCBI's taxonomy places the organism in Eukaryota, Metazoa, Arthropoda, Insecta, Diptera, Drosophilidae. Gene Ontology annotation, molecular function: ATP binding; microtubule motor activity; microtubule binding. Gene Ontology annotation, biological process: mitotic spindle organization; spindle elongation; microtubule-based movement.